Messenger RNA from Lytechinus variegatus (green sea urchin), 5178 nucleotides. Its product is annotated as anion exchange protein 3-like. NCBI's taxonomy places the organism in Eukaryota, Metazoa, Echinodermata, Echinoidea, Temnopleuroida, Toxopneustidae. Gene Ontology annotation, biological process: monoatomic anion transport; bicarbonate transport; regulation of intracellular pH. The record is from RefSeq and is a predicted model, not a curated record. Gene Ontology annotation, cellular component: plasma membrane. Gene Ontology annotation, molecular function: solute:inorganic anion antiporter activity; monoatomic anion transmembrane transporter activity. The coding region runs from base 51 to 4388 and encodes 1445 amino acids. The transcript has 21 exons.
GGAUAUCAUAGUCAUCUCAAUUCUUCGAUAAACAUUGUCAACUUGCAAAAAUGGACAGUAACUCCACCAGCUUGAUGAGUUUCAGUAGUUUCAGUGAUUCUGAAGAGGAUCUAGAGAGCCAUGCUCCCCUUUUUGCUGACCAUGAAUCAAUCAGUGAACUCUUAGAGUGUUCCUCGCUAGGAGGUUCGUCUGCUUUUGGUGGAUCUGGCGGGAUGCAAGCGGAGCAACGAGAUGUGCCAAGGCCCAGGACCCGGUUCAUGUCCCUAGAUGUUACUGGCUCUACCCCAAGUAAUCUUCUUAAACGAUCUCAUAGCAAUCCAAAGAGAUCAUCCAAACCCAAAGGUGUUAGUCCUUUGGCAAGGUUCUCAUCUCCACCGGAACAAUCUGCGUCAUCGGAGCAGGUCUGGGUUCUUGAUGAGGAAAGGCGAAAGGCUGCUGAUCAACCCCUUACAAGCAGCACCGAGAACAACCUAAACUACCCUUCCAAGCCUACUCCCGCCAAUGUGGCUCAGCACCUUUUGAACCGAGGAAGCAGUGAACGAAUAAAGGGAGACCGGAGUGCCAUGAUGUACCCUCAGAAUAUCUCCAGGGGUACAAGUAGACAUCUCCGAAGUUGUUCUGCAGAGAAUCUACCUGCAAUCCCAAACAGAGGAAGUGGUUCUGAGGCCAAACCAGGUAUGGAAGCUCGUAGCAGCUCAAUGAAUGACAUUGUAAGGAUGGAUCCAGCACUCCAGAUUCCAGUGAUUGGAGUCGAGGAACCUUCCGACCAAGAGGACCAAAAGACGUCAUCUGACCAUGAAGAUGAUAAAAUCCAAUCCAAAGGGACCGAACAACCAAAAUCUCCUGUCAGCUCUCCACCUCUACCGAGGUUCUUGAAUCCGGACCUGGCAAAACGACUGUCACUUCCUAAUGAAGGGAGUGGCAGUAGUCUAUCUACUAGAACUGGAAGUGACAGUGAUCUUAGUUACACUGGUAGUAUUACACCAGAUAUUAAUGAAUGCAGGAGAAAUGUUGGAGAGAGAGGUCAAUUACGUAAAAGCAGUUUACGGAAGAAAUCAAGACCCCAUGACCCCACCCGCCAUGUCCAGCUGGCUCUGGAUAGCGUGAAGGAGGAGGGAACUCCCCCAACGCCAAGAAAAUACAAGAAACGAGAGGAUGGGCGGCCAAGGGUCCAGAUACGGAUCGGGGAUGAUGAAGAAUCUGAUGAGGAAGGGGACAAGGUGGACUGUGGAAGCGACGACCCAAACGAGAAUGGCUACAGUGGAAGGAGGAAAGGGAAUGUUAAUGUUACGCAAGAGAAAUUUCCCAUCAAUACCAAGAGAGCACAUGAACCCCAUGAGCUCUUUGUACAGCUUGACUCAUGGCAGUACAACCAGAAUCAGUCUGAAGAAGGGUUUGUAGAGAAGAUAUGGAAAGAGACUGCAAGAUGGAUCAAGUUUGAGGAAGAUUGGGAGCCUGGAUCAGAGAGAUGGGGUAAACCUCAUGUAGCAUCACUUACAUUCAAUAGCUUGCCACAGCUAAGGAAGGGGCUUGAAAAUGGCCUGAUGCUUCUUGAUUGUCAGAGGACUACCUUACAAGGCAUCUUUGAUGCUAUACUAGAUGGGCUUGAAGAAGAACAUAACAUGGGAAGGAAUGAUCGUAUGCUUAUCUCAAAGAUGCUCAGGGCUAGCGCUGGAAGCUCUUAUAUGCAACAUAGAUUGCUAAGAGGAAGUGUGAAUAGCUACCAAGAUGAGCAUACUGGUAUCGUGAGAGCAUCUAUAAGACGUCUUUCUACCAUUGCUGACUUCAGUCACCACCAUCGUAGUUCACAUCCACAUCAGAAUCAGCUCAACUCCAACCACUUCCCUGUCAGUCGAUCCAUGAGUGCUAUGGAUGGUACAGGCCAUAUCAAUGGCAAUGGGUUUGUUGAACCAGAAUCCAAGACUCCGAUGAUUGAAGACAUCCAACAGCAGGAGAAGAUCACACACCUCAAGGUGAAUAAUGACAACGGGUCAGCUAUCAACAGGAACCUCUCUGCUGCUACACUAAGUGCCCUUCAACAACACAGGACUGAUGGCAUCAUUAAGAAAAUACCACCAGACUCUGAGGGGGCUCUGGUCCUUGUUGCUAAGGAAGAAUACCUUGAACAACCAUACAUGGUCCUGGUCAGGCUGGAUGAACCUAUACUCUUUGAGAACUUAUUGGAGGUCCCUAUUCCAUUGAGGUAUGUAUUUGUGGUAACUGGACCUCCCAUGCCAACCCUCAACUACCACGAAGUGGGUCGAGCCCUUGCCACGCUCUUCUCCGAUGAGGUGUUCAGGAACAUUGCCUACUCCGCCCGUGAGAGGAAGGACAUCCUAGUGGGGAUCAAUGAGUUUCUCAAUGACACCAUGGUGCUACCACCAGGAGAUUGGGACAAGGAACUACUGAUGCCAAUCACUAGGUUACAGAAGAGAGAACAAGAGAAGGUGAACAGGAGAAGGAAGACAUUGAAGUUGAAGGAAGAGGAUACAGUGGCCUUGCAGCAUUUCCUUACGGCGGAGAAGGUGCAUGGGGACCCCUUGCAACGCACAGGAUACUUGUUUGGUGGUCUCUUCAAAGAUAUCAGAAGAAGAUAUCCUCACUAUCUCUCUGAUGUCUUAGAUUCCUUUAACAUCACCUGUCUGGCUGCCUUUGUCUUUCUCUACUUCGCUUGUCUCUCACCAGCUAUUACAUUUGGUGGUAUCUUAGGUGAAAUGACGCAGGGUUAUAUGGGUGUGUCUGAGAUGAUCAUCUCAACAUCUCUCAAUGGCAUCAUCUUCUCACUACUCUCAGGACAACCUCUCAUCAUCAUAGGUCCUACUGGUCCAGUGUUGGUCUUUGAAGAAAACUUAUUACUGUUUUCCAAGCAGAUGAAUAUUGAGCUGUUACCAUUCCGUGCGUGGAUUGGUAUAUGGACGUUUCUUAUAGCAACCAUCUGUGUAGCAGUAGAGGGCAGCGUUCUUGUCCGACAUUUUACCAGAUUUACUGAGGAGAUAUUUGCCCUUCUCAUUUCUAUCAUCUUCAUCUAUGAGACCGUCAGUGGACUCAAAUAUGUGGCGUGUCAGAACCCCUUUCAGGAGAACUACUGCCUGGCUGAUCUGAACAGCACAUACCCUCCCAUAUACAACUCAUCUAGUAUCUAUGCACGGCCCACCGACAUCGUCCAGCAGUUCAACGUCACAACCUCCCCCAUCCCUAGCUCCGUCACCAGCUCAUCAUUAUCACAUGGACUGGAUGAACAUGUGACAUACUUUGACAUUAUGAUGAAUGCUACUGAUCAUUAUGGAGAUGAUAAAUACAGUGGGAAAUCUGGGAAGAAAAAGAAGAAAUGUUAUGUACCUUCUGGUUGGGAUCCCAAGCCUAACACCACACUCAUGUCAAUCAUUCUUACAUUUGGAACAUUCUUUAUAGCGUUCUUCAUCAGGCAGUUCAGAAAUAGCAGGUUCUUGGGCAGAACGUCAAGAAGAGCAUUUGGGGACAUUGGUAUCGCUAUAGCAAUCACCGUCAUGGUUACCGUAUCAUACUUCACCAAGAAUGUCUACCUUCAAAAACUAACCAUAGGGACUGGUUUUGCUCCUACGGAUCCAUCCAAGAGAGGUUGGUUUAUCAAUCCUAUGGGUGUAGAUCAACCCAUGCCAAUGAUAGCCAUCCUAGGUGCUUCAGUACCAGCAUUCCUUGUCUUCAUCCUUCUCUACAUGGAGACACUUCUUACAGGGGUCAUUGUUAACAAGAAGGAACACAAGUUAAAGAAAGGCACUGGUUUUCAUCUUGAUAUGUUUAUCAUGGGAUUCUUGACAGCUCUAUCAGGAAUCCUAGGUCUACCUUGGAUGUGUGCUGCUACAGUCAGAACAGUCUCUCAUGUAGCUAGUCUAAGUGUCAUGACUCGGACUGAUGCUCCAGGCGUGAAGCCAAGAUUAGACCACAUCAAAGACCAAAGGAUGACCAAUUUCUUUGUUAGUCUUGCCAUAGGUUUAUCAUUAUAUAUGGCACCAUUGUUGAGAGAGGUGCCAAUAGCUGUACUUCUAGGAGUCUUCUUAUACCUUGGACUCUGUUCAUUGAGUGGUCUCCAAAUGAUAGAAAGAAUUAAAGUCUUCUUUAUGCCAAGCAAACAUCAUCCGGAUGUCAAGUAUAUCAGAAUGGUAAAAGCAUGGAAGAUCCACCUGUUCACAUCUAUACAGCUUGUAUGUCUAGUAGCCGUCUGGAUGAUCAAGACGUCCAUCGUCGCUAUCUGUUUCCCAUUCUUCUUCAUUCUUCUUGUGGCAAUCCGUAGGCUCAUGAGGUUUAUUUAUACUGAUCAAGAGUUGGAAGCUUUGGAUGACGAAGAAUCUGAAGAAGAGAUUGAUGGAUCUAUGGGUGAUGAAUACCAAGCCACCCACAUGCCUGUUUAGAAUUACACCAAGAAACCAAAGCUGAAAGAAUAUUUGAAAUUUCAAGCAACCAUACAUUUGUGGUAACUGUAAGGUAGUGCAGUAUUGAUGGAGGAAGUGUGCAAUGUCUAUUCUUGUUCCUGUCUGUACCUUUCAGGAGAUGUAAGCUCAGCAAAAUAACUGGGUCACUUAACUUGCUUGAAUAUAUAGUGUUGAUUGUGCUGCUCGGGCGUAACACAGAGUAAAGUGAAGGAUUUUAGAACAAUGAAUAGGCAAAGAAUAUGAGCUUGAGUAGCACAACUUGCUGUCAUUAAUUAAAUACACCAGGGAGGUGUUUUCACAAAGUAAGUAUGACUUACAGUCAUGCUUAAAUCUCAACACAAAUCUCACACAUAUUAUUCAAUGCUUAAUCUGAUUGAUGGAUACGCUGUAAUGAUCUGACCAAUGCGAUGAUGCGUUGUAUGCCAUACGCAACUGAAAUUUAUUAGUGACUCCUGGGCCCACUCCUUUUUGAUUAUUCAUAAAUGAUUUACCCCAAUAUUCAAAUAUGCUCAACUUUGUGUUAUUCACAGAUGACAUGUGUGUUUUUUAUGUCUGGUGAAUAAUGAAUAAUUUGUACCAUUUAUAUCAAACUAGAAAUCAUAGCAAUUGCUAUCCUCCUUUGCCAUAUACACUCUUAACAAAACUAUCUGUUUUUUACACUUUGGACCACUCUUUUGGAAUUAAUUACCCAAUGUGGAAGCGCCGUGGUGUAGCGGUUCUGACUCUCGCCUUGUAAUCAGAGGGUCGUGUGUUCGAAUCCCACCAUGGC